AUGAAGUUUUGGAAUUCUUACAUUCCGCUACUAGGAGUGAUGACCUUAGCUUUCAGCACCGAGACUGUUGCUGUGCUUUUGGCAGAUGAAAUUGUACCUUCCAUUGAAUGCGCCCAUCCUGUUUGGUACAAGAAGCAGAAGACUAGCCGUGGUGUUCGAGGUUGGAGAUCUCUUGCUGCUGCAACAGAAACAACUAUAGUUGGAGGAGGAGACAGAAUAAGCAGAAGAGGUGCGGGACGAGACUUAAUUGGCGAGGAACAAGAAGAAAAGCAAGACGGGGGCACAACAGACAGAGUUGAUGAAGGAGACAAAGGAUACAAUGGUGGCAAUCCUUUCAACCAAAGAGACAAGGGCGACGCACUGGUAGCGGAUAAAGGAGACAAGGGCAAUAAUGGAGGUAAAGGAGACAUAGGAGACAAGGGCGGCAAAGGAUAUACAGCUGACAAGGGUGAUAAAGGAAGCAUUGGAGACAAAGCAAACAAGGGCACUGACAAAGGAUAUACUGCUGACGAGGCUGAUAAAGGAGGCACAGGAGACAAAGCAAACCAGGGCGCUGACAAAGCAAACAAUGGCGCUGACGACAAAGGAGGCACAGGAGACAAAGCAAACAAGGGCACUGACAAAGCAAACAAUGGUGCUGACAAGGGAGACAAAGCUGGUGCUGACAAGGGAGACGUGGCAACAGCCUAUGACAUCCCAACAACCACGGUUGGAGCCGAAACACAUGACAAUGGAGCCUAUGAUGUCCCAACAACGACUGGUGGAGUCGAAACACAUGAGAAUGGAGCAUAUGAUGUCCCAACAACGACUGGUGGAGUCGAAACACAUGACAAUGGAGCCCAAUAUGUUGGAGUCGAAACACAGACCGAAAGAUUAAUCUUCGAGGAAGGUUUUGAGAUUGGUUUCAAGCAAGGGUUUGGGCUUUAUCAGCACCGUGGUGCUACUGUAGGCGAGUUCAUGUCAAUCUACAGAAACACAGCGUCCAUUGGAGCUUGUGUUGAAGACCAAAACGGCGAGAACGACCACCAAAAAGUACUUUCCUGCAUGGAAUCGUACCAAGUUGGUUUCAUGAGUGGCUUUGAGAGAGGAUUCAGUGAGGCAGAGAGCAGUGCCAACUCCGGAGAAGACGAACUCCCCAGCAAGAAUUGUGGAGGCUAUGAGACCCAAUCUAGUGGUACCACCGAGGACGAAGAAGAAGAGUCUGAGCAAAACGAAUACCAUGAGACUGCAUCUAGCAGUACCGAGGGCGAAGAAGAAGACGAGGAGUCCGAGCAAAACGAGUACAUGUACUAUGGGACCGGAUCUAGCAGUACCACUGAGGAUGAAGAAGACAAGGAGUCCGAGGAAAACGAAUACUAUGAGACCGGAUCUAGCAUGACCACCGAGGACGAAGAAUACGAACAGCAAAACCAAGACUACUCAUCCCAGCAAUCUGCCGAGGACGAAGAAGACGAACAGCAAAACCAAGACUACUCAUCCCAGCAAUCUGCGUUCCGGUACAUAGAUACACCCCAAUUCCCCAGCAACUGUGAGCUCUCAGGAGGAGCAGUUUUGAUGUGCAAGGAUGACGAAGGUAACACCUUCAAACCUGUCAAAUGUGGAGACGGUGCACUAGCCGCAGCUUGUGGACUCUGUAUGGAUGGAGAGGAAAGAACGAGUUAUGUCCAUUGCUUGGGUGUUGACUGUGUUUACAAUCCACACGACCAGGAAUGUAUUUCAAACAGUAGUUAG
Messenger RNA from Seminavis robusta, 1731 nucleotides. The record is from the annotation of a GenBank genome assembly. NCBI's taxonomy places the organism in Eukaryota, Bacillariophyta, Bacillariophyceae, Naviculales, Naviculaceae.